Molecule: messenger RNA, 2115 nt
Organism: Neoarthrinium moseri
Lineage: Eukaryota; Fungi; Ascomycota; Sordariomycetes; Amphisphaeriales; Apiosporaceae
Exons: 5
Coding region: 1-2115 (704 amino acids)
Biological process (GO): amine metabolic process
Molecular function (GO): quinone binding; copper ion binding; primary methylamine oxidase activity
Source: RefSeq, a predicted model, not a curated record
AUGUUGCUUCCACAUCCUCUAGCAAACCUCAGUGUGGAGGAGACAAACAUCGCCUCAGAGGUGGUGAAGAAAUGCCACCCGGAUUCAAUACUCGACUUCCGGGUGAUUUACCUCCAAGAACCUCUCAAGGCCGAAUUGGUCAAGUUUCUAGAUCUUGAGCAUGCAGGUCAUGUUACCCCUGAGUCUCCAAGGCCUCCACGUCUGGCCCGCGUUCAUUAUGGUGUCAUUCGCAAAGAGCAGCAACCUGAAUCAGUUGAGGCUGUGGUUGACAUUGAGAAAAAGGAGCGAAUCUCCUAUGAAACAGUUCCGGAAGGCGUCCAUUAUAGUUUCACCAUGGAUGAACUCGUUUCCGUCGUGAAGGUUUGCGAGAGCUCGUCUCUACUGCAAGCCAAAAUUGCAGCCCUCGCACUUCCAGAGGGGUUCCAGGCUGUCAUUGAACCAUGGCCAUACGGUGGUCUUGACAAAGGAGACGAGGACCGGCGCUAUUUCCAAGCUCUUGUGUUCGCCAUGGAUAUGCGAAGUGGCAAUCCGGAUGCGAAUUUCUAUAGUUACCCGCUUCCUCUGAUUCCUGUGGUGGACUGGCUGAAAAAGGAAGUCAUCCGAGUGGAUGAGCUGUCCACAGGCGGUGAACACGACCCGUACAUUAGUACGGCGCCGACCUCCGGCGUUAUUGAUCAUUGCAAACCAUCAGACUACGUGCCAGAGAUGACCAUUUACGGCAUGCGGACUGACCUUCAACCGCUCAGUGUCAUCCAGCCUAAUGGUCCCAGCUUUUCGGUUGAAGACGAGAGUCUAGUCAAAUGGCAGAAGUGGAGGAUGCGCGUGAGCUUCAACCCGCGCGAGGGCGCCGUGCUACAUGACAUUCGGUAUGACGGGCGGCCUGUCCUAUAUCGCCUGUCCAUCAGUGAUAUGACAGUGCCUUAUGCUGAUCCUCGAGCCCCCUUCCAUCGAAAGCAGGCCUUUGACUUUGGCGAUGGAGGGGUUGGUCAUUGCGCCAACAAUCUCGAGCUCGGCUGCGACUGCUUAGGCGUUAUCAAGUACUUCGACGGAGUUGUCAACAAGCCAGAUGGAAAAGCCGAAGUAUCACGAAACGUCAUUUGUCUCCAUGAACAGGACAACGGUAUUAACUGGAAGCACACCAACUGGAGAACAGGCAGGGCCGUAGUCACCCGUCGCCGAGAACUUGUCGUACAGUACAUCCUCACCGUUGCGAACUAUGAGUAUAUUUUCAACUACAAGUUCGAUCAAGCUGGAGGUAUUGCAGUUGAAGUACGUGCGACGGGCAUCGUGUCUGCCGUGAAUAUCGACCCUGGCAAGACAGCACCGUGGGGAAAUGUUGUCUCACCGGGUGUUCUCGCUCAGAAUCACCAGCAUGUUUUCUGCGUGCGGAUUGAUCCAAGUAUUGAUGGGCAUGAGAAUACUGUCGUGCAGCAGGAGUCUCUGCCUCUUCCAUUCGACGCCAGGCAAAACCCGAAUGGCAAUGCCUACCGUGUCCAGGAGACACGCAUCACCACAUCCGGAGGGUUUGAUGCUGCGCCACAGAAUGCCAGGCUCUUCAAGAUCCAGAACUUGGACAAGUCGAAUCCCGUCAGUGGCAAGCCAGUGGGAUACAAAAUCGUGCCACCAGCGACGCAAUUACUCUUGGCGGACCCUAGAAGCCGACAGGCUCAGCGUGCCCUUUUCGGACAGCAUCACUUGUGGGUAACUAAGUAUAAAGAUGACGAGCUCUAUGCAGGUGGUCGGUACACCUUGCAGAGCAAAGUGGAAAAGGAGGGCGUUGCUGACGCGGCAGCUCGUUGUGACGACGUUCUCCAGAGCGACGUAGUCGUCUGGAGCGUAUUUGGGCUGACGCAUAAUCCACGAGUAGAGGAUUGGCCAGUGAUGCCCGUAGAGAUGAUCCAACUUCACAUCAAUCCUGUGGACUUCUUUACAGCUAAUCCGGCCAUUGAUGUACCCUCAAAUCGCGACAUCGCGUCCAAGCUUUGCAGCGGGCAGGACGUUAUUGAAAAUGAAGCGGUGGUUAAUGGCAUAGCCAGUUGUGGCACAAGUGCAGUGGAUAAGAAGGAGUCGUUGUGUAGUUCUGGUGACUGCGUUCUCAACCAGCGCAUAAAAUAA